AUGGCGGCCGCGCCAGAGAGGCUCCUCUCCGCACAGGACAUUACAGUGCCGGAGCUGGGCGAUCUCUACGGCGACGCGCCGCGCUGCGACGUGCGAUGUGCCAACGUACGCUACGUCGACGGCUUGGAGGGCACCCCGGACCUGGAAGCGUUCCUCGCGCAGCCGAAAGACGGCCCUCGCCGCGGCCUGAUCUUGGUCGUCCACACCGCGAUAGGGCCACAGGAGCCGUUCAUUUGGGACAAGUGCAUCAGGCUGGCCGCGGAGGGCUACGCUGCCGCGGCGGUCGACAUGUUUGGGGCCGGGCGGACUGUGUUUGGCGCGGACAAGGACCGGUGCAAUGCGUGGCUGAAGGAUGACAGGUCGCGGACCGCAAUCCGGAGCAAAGCUGCGCUGGACGCCCUGCGCGAGUACGGGUGCACGGGCCCGGCAGGAGCGGUGGGGUACUGCCUGGGAGGGCGCGUGGUGCUGGACCUCGCACGCUAUCAGCCACAGGUCGCGGACCUGCGGGCCGUGGCGUCGAUGCACGGCAUCCUGGACGAUCCAACGGAGAUAGGCACGUCCGGCUGCUACGACGGCCCCGUGGGUGCGGAGGUCGCUGUGUUUCACGGCAGCGCGGAUCCGCUCGUGCCGCCAAGCAGCGUUGACGCGUUCGUGGCGGAGAUGGACCGCAAGGGCGCGACGUGGCGCAUGACGACGUACGGGGGCGCGCGGCACGGGUUCACGCGGCCGGACAAGGUCGCUCCUGAGGACUACGCUGCGGGGUUCGGGUACGACGCCGCGGCGUCGGAGCACUCCUGGUCGGAGAUGCUCGCGCUGUUCGAUCGACACAUGCCCCGAACGAUCGAGUGA
Molecule: messenger RNA, 849 nt
Organism: Pedinophyceae sp. YPF-701
Lineage: Eukaryota; Viridiplantae; Chlorophyta; Pedinophyceae
Source: the annotation of a GenBank genome assembly